UAAUCUUAAAUUGAUGAGACAAGCUACUCCCAAUGCAAAAGUGCAUAUAUUUGUUAUUAUUUAUGACACAUACCCUGUAUGUCUACUAUAUUCGGUAGUAGGGUUUUAACGGUGACUAAAGGGGAGUUAUUUCAUGUCUGGAGCACUCCAAUAUUGUUAAAAACCAUAUUUAGGUUGUAAAAAGGUUUUCUGUCUUAUUCUCUCAUAUGUCUACUACUUGUAUAUUGGGUAAUAGGGUUGUAAAGGUGACUAUAGGGGUGUUAUUUCAUGUCUGAGGGCUCCAAUGUUAAAAGGCAUAUUUAAACAGGUUUUCUAUUCCCUUAACUAUGAAAAUAUUUCAUAUUUUUAGAUUUAUUCAAGGAAUAUUACUUCGUGGAAAUUAACUUGUCACUGUCGAGUCUGGACCAAAUUAACCGCAAUAAACGAGGGAUUGCCGUACAAGCUAAACUAUGUCAGCUUUGGGUUGUAGUUAGCCAACAUAGCUAAUUAGAGUCAUAUCUAAUAAUUAAUCCGUUGUCAGAAUAUGCAGAUGAUCAGUAAAAAAAAAAAAAAAAACGAGUACAAGGUAAAGUUGGACGUUUUAUUUAUACUUCUUUGCCCGGCAUCUUUAAGAGCAUUGUAGGCAAGCAGUGGUGAUGCUAGCAGCUAACAGUUGAGUUAGCGCUUAGCUUAGCUGCUAGCAACUAGUAACAUAUGGUUGUCCAUUUACUAAAAGACAGGUAAGAACAGAAACAAGAAACAAGGCUGCGCGGCUUAAUUUUAAUGUAAUUACAACUAGUAAUACAUAAAUAAUACAAAUACAGCAAAUGCACACAGGCAGCGAAGGCCUCGUGAGAUGUUUAGAGUGGUUGCUAGACAACGGUCGUCACGCGACCAGUUUGCUUUAGAACGACUCCCAUCAGCGCGUGCAGCCUUCAUCGACCGUGACGUCACUCAACACAUAGACGGCUCCAGCACCGCCAAGGACUUCAUCGCUGCUUUGGACUCGAAUGACCGGAGUUCACCUCGACCCCACCCGGGCUCCGGUGGCCUUCGGGCGGCUGGCGAUACCGGAGCUCUUCGCCCGGCUGGAGGAGGCCGACACCGACACGAAGCUUCGGGCUCUGUUGUCCCUGUGCGACGUGACCCACGACCCGGAGCGCCUCUACCAGGUCGUCAGUGAAGGCUUUUUGGGCCAGUUGGAGGUUUUGAUGAAGGAUGACGAGCCAGCAGUCCGAACCAGAACCUGCGAGCUCCUCCACCUGCUGACCAGCCAUGACAUCGGCAGACACUCUCUCCUGUCGUCGUCGCCCCUCCUCUCUCGUCUGUCGCUGCUACUGGACGACCCCUCUGUGCCGUGCAGGACGCGAGCCCAUCGCGUCAUCAACAGCCUGGUGUUGCUGCCCGCAGGUGCCGCCACCCUGCAGCCGCUGCUGGCCAAGCUGAUGGCCAAGCUGGAGGAGGAGGAGGAGGAAGAGGAGGUGCAGGCGCUGCUGCUGUCCACGCUCAACUGCUGCUCCCGCCAGGACGCCCUCGCCGCGCUCGCCCACCACGGCGUCACGCUCAUCGCGCGCAAACUCCCCCACGCCUGCUCCGACAUCCGGCGGGAGGCAGCGGGGGCAAUGAUGGCGCUCAGCGUUCCGGUGGAGGGCAAGCGCCAAGUGUGUGAGGCGGCCGUCCUUCCCGUCCUGGCAGGUCUCCUGCGGGACCAAGACGUGGACGUGCAGGCCAACGCGGCGGGCGCCAUCAUGAACACAGUGGUCAUCACCACAGGCAAGCACCAGUGUCUGGACCUGGACGUCCUCCCCGUCCUGCUGGCCCUGGUCUCUGAGCGCAGGAAGGACGGGGAGGAGGAGAAGAGGAGGAAGGCCCUGGUGCUCUACUCCCUCAGAGCUCUCACCUCGCUGGCCGAGGCUCCCGAAGGCCGCCGCCGCCUGCUGGAGCAGCUCCCCGUCCUGGUGGGGCGGAGCCAGGCCCCCAAGGACGACCCUGACAUCUGUAAAGCCGCUCGCACCGCCGUCAGCGUCGUUACCUGGAAGCCCUGACAAUAAAAGAUGAAGUCACAUGAUGGGGUCUUAUGUUCGUUGCUGCUAAUGCUAACAAUGCUAAGUUGUGGCGUCUGAUUGGCUGAGGUGAUGAUGCCUUCAGGGACACUCACGCCUGCAUAGACGCAUUUUUACUGGCUGACCUGCCGCCCACAAUAGACAACACACUUUAUAUCUAGGAGCUCUGUCAGUCGUGAUGCUAACAAGCUGUGACCAGGCCGUGUUCGACUCUUCCAUGGUUUGGCAUAUCUUGAUGAAAAUAUCCUCCCCCGUCGUAGUCCCUUUGGUACGGAGCCCCGGAGGGGACAUGGAGAAA
Dunckerocampus dactyliophorus (ringed pipefish) is the source of this 2340-nucleotide messenger RNA. It is a transcript of the gene rsph14, whose product is annotated as radial spoke head 14 homolog. The transcript is spliced from 6 exons. Bases 990 to 2024 code for a protein of 344 amino acids. Gene Ontology annotation, molecular function: protein binding. NCBI's taxonomy places the organism in Eukaryota, Metazoa, Chordata, Actinopteri, Syngnathiformes, Syngnathidae. The record is from RefSeq and is a predicted model, not a curated record.